UGAAAUAUGAUAAGAGCGAAAAAAUUCCGAUAAGACAGAAAACAAGGAACCCAAAAAUCACAUUUUUAUAAACUUCGACGCGCAUGAUGCGGUUAGUCCAUUGACAAGAGGUGCAAAGAUUGAUCAGUUUCAGCCAGUCGACCGUGACCCAUAAAGUCUAAAUUGUGACCGGUUUCCGCUGCUCGAGCUGUGAGGGGGGGAAUGCAGACCGCUGAGCUCAAUUCAGCUUCUUUUCAGUCUUUUGGGGUAGCUUAUGUGAACUAAUAUUGAAGAAAGUCAGGCCACUGGAUGAAAUCAUAUGUCGAAAAAAAUGUCUCGUUUUCUAAUUCGCUUCUCCUCUCUCGUUACCAACGGAGCGACUGUCAAAUCAAUUUUACCUCAGAAGAGAAUAUUUGUAGGGAUUCGGCUGGUGUCUACAUCAAUGGGUUUGCAGUCACUGACACGUUAUGACCAGUCCACAGAUUGGCAGAGGAAGCAGACUCCAGAACAGUAUGUUGUUACAAGAGAAAAAGGCACAGAGGUGCCAUUCAGUGGUAUCUACUUGAAUCACAAUGAGGUCGGGAUGUACCACUGUGUUUGCUGUGACUCCCCUCUUUUUAGCUCAGAAGCGAAAUAUGAUUCAGGAACUGGUUGGCCGUCCUUCUAUGAGGCUCACGGGAUAUGGGAAAAAGACGAGAGUCACGCCAACAUUGUCCGUCGUCCUGACAACUCACUUGGUAGCACAGGAACAGAGGUUAUCUGCAAGCAUUGUGAUGCCCAUCUUGGACACGUCUUUGAUGAUGGUCCAGAUCCGACUGGCCAGCGAUUCUGCAUCAACAGCGUUGCUCUAAACUUUAAGCCCAGAGAGAAAUAAUGUAGAGACAUCCAGCAAAAAACUCUGCAUUUACAGUUAUUCCAUGCAAAUAAAAAAACUAACAAAUAGCAUUUGAAUAACACGUCCACUGUGCUAUGCUUUGAGUUACAGUUUACAAUGUUUAUGGUGGGAAAAAAUGUUUGGAGAUUGUGUUUUAGGAAAAGUGCACUUUUAAAAAUUUGAAAAAAAAAUGGGUAAAGAGCAUUUUAAACUGCUAAAGAACUCUUUCCACUGUAAAGAGCCUGUUGGAAGGGAUGUUAAAGGAUCUUAUUGGAACCAGAUGGCAAUAAAAAAACGUUAUUUUUAAGAAUGUGGUCGAUUAAAUGUCCCACAAGAAGGUGUCGUUAAGUUCCUGUGCACUGCAAUGUUGCGUUAUGAUAUCUUGUAUUUUUUUUAAGUACAUUAAAAUCGGAUAAUGCACACACUUUAAAUAUAUAUAAAGAUUGUAAAUGACAUAUCAGGUUGUAUUAAAGUGAACAUUGUCAGAAAUGUGGGUUUGUGUGGGUUUGUCGAUGAAGUUAAUGAUAAACCUGAGUAGAGGGUCAUCAUCCUAAACUGUAUUUGGCAACGCUGGACAGUUGACUGGCUCUUAUUAGCAAACUUCUAACAGAGCUGUUGGGGAAGACUGGGGUAUAAAGCG
This is a messenger RNA of Sinocyclocheilus anshuiensis, 1493 nucleotides long. Its product is annotated as methionine-R-sulfoxide reductase B2, mitochondrial-like. The transcript is spliced from 5 exons. The coding region runs from base 299 to 853 and encodes 184 amino acids. The record is from RefSeq and is a predicted model, not a curated record. Gene Ontology annotation, molecular function: peptide-methionine (R)-S-oxide reductase activity. Gene Ontology annotation, cellular component: cytoplasm. Gene Ontology annotation, biological process: response to oxidative stress; protein repair. NCBI's taxonomy places the organism in Eukaryota, Metazoa, Chordata, Actinopteri, Cypriniformes, Cyprinidae.